Messenger RNA from Trichechus manatus latirostris (Florida manatee), 2771 nucleotides. RefSeq names its product steroid sulfatase (gene STS). Lineage: Eukaryota; Metazoa; Chordata; Mammalia; Sirenia; Trichechidae. Bases 366 to 2102 code for a protein of 578 amino acids. The record is from RefSeq and is a predicted model, not a curated record. The transcript is spliced from 11 exons. Gene Ontology annotation, molecular function: arylsulfatase activity.
CCCGUUUGCAGACAGUUGAAUAACUUUUUUAUGAUAGGAUUUGCCCAUUACCCAGGCAUGACUUUAACGCCAGUAAUGACGAUCCAGCAUAACUGCCCGGGCUAUCAAAUGAUUAUUCAUUGGGCCAGCUGUUGGCCAACGUCAUUAUUUGAAAAGCUGGUUGAGAUCCUUGGAGGGACUCUAGAGAGUGUCUGAGCCUCCUGGUGGCAAGCCUUGUCUGAAAGCCUCCUGAGAACUGGUCAACUCCGAUGCCCCCAGCUCCGCUCUGCUGAGCGCCACUCACGCCGCUGCUGGAUCCUCACGUGGUGACCUCUGUCACUCAAGAUUGUCUGGAGGGCACAGCUCACGGAUUGUUAUUGCUGAAGAUGGGGAGGCUUCUCCUUCUGCUGCUGUGUGUCUGCCAAGCCCAGAGCCAGCCGGCCUCAAGGCCGAACUUCGUGCUGCUGAUGGCGGAUGACCUUGGCAUCGGAGACCCUGGCUGCUAUGGAAACAAAACUCUCAGGACUCCCAACAUUGACCGGCUGGCCCAAGGAGGUGUGAAGCUCACCCAGCACUUGGCCGCAUCACCCCUCUGCACACCAAGCAGGGCAGCCUUCAUGACUGGCCGGUACCCCAUCAGAUCAGGAAUGGCGUCCUGGUCCCGGAUUGGAGUGUUCCUCUUCACCGCCUCCUCUGGAGGGCUACCCGCCAGUGAGAUCACGUUCGCCAGGCUGCUGAAGAACCAGGGAUACUCGACAGCUCUGAUAGGGAAGUGGCACCUGGGGAUGAGCUGUGACAGCAAAUCUGACUUCUGCCACCACCCUCUAAGCCACGGCUUCGAUUACUUCUAUGGGCUCACGGUGACUAACUUAAGAGACUGUAAGCCUGGGUCAGGCAGCGUGUUCACCCAGGGCUUCUGGCUGCUGGUCUUCAUACCCCUGCAGAUCAUCGGCGUGGCGCUGCUCACACUGGCCGUGCUCAACUGCAUGGGGCUGCUAUGCGUGCCCCACGCCAUCUUCCUCUGCCUGCUCCUUCUGGCUGCUGCCAUCCUGGGCCUUCUGGUCUGUUUCCUUCAUUACUUCCGACCCCUCAACUGCUUCCUGAUGCGGAACCAUGAGGUCACCCAGCAGCCCAUGUCCUACGACAACCUUACGCAGAGGCUGACGGCCGAAGCGGUCCAGUUCAUCCAGCGGAAUGCCGAGACAUCCUUCCUGCUUGUCCUGUCCUACCUGCAUGUGCACACGGCCCUCUUCUCCUCCAAGGACUUCACCGGCAAGAGUCAGCAUGGCGCCUACGGGGACGCCGCCGAGGAGAUGGACUGGAGUGUCGGGCAGGUCUUGAAUGUUCUGGAUGACAUGAAGCUGGCCAAUAACACCCUCGUCUACUUUUCAUCAGACCACGGAGCGCAUGUGGAGGAAGUGACCGCCAAAGGAGAGUGUCAUGGGGGAAGCAACGGCAUCUACAAAGGAGGAAAAGCAAACAAUUGGGAAGGAGGUAUUCGGGUUCCAGGCAUCCUCCGGUGGCCCGGCGUGAUACAGGCUGGGCAAGAGACCGAUGAACCCACGAGCAACAUGGACAUCUUCCCCACGGUGGCCAAGCUUGCCAGCUCGCCACUGCCCGAGGACAGGAUCAUCGAUGGACGGGACCUGAUGCCUCUGCUCCAAGGGAGAAGCCAACGGUCGGAUCAUGAGUUCCUCUUCCAUUACUGCAACUCCUAUCUAAAUGCUGUGCGCUGGCACCCGAGAAACAGCACGUCGAUCUGGAAAGCCUUCUUCUUCACACCCAAGUUCUCCCCGGAGGGCUCCAAUGGGUGUUUCUCCACGCACGUGUGCUACUGCUAUGGGCAUUUCAUCACCCAUCACCACCCGCCUCUGCUCUUUGAUAUUUCCAAAGAUCCACGCGAGAGGAACCCGCUCACUCCCGAGACCGAGCCUCGUUUCCACGAGAUCCUUCAGGUCAUGCAGGAUGCGGCGGAUGGUCACGCCAAGACGCUGACCGCUGUGCCCGACCAGCUGUCCAUGGGGAACCUUCUCUGGAAGCCUUGGCUGCAGCUGUGUUGUUCCUCCCUGAGGCUUUCUUGCCAGUGUGACAAGGAAAAGCAGGACAAGAGAGUGAGCCAUUAGCCACGUGUCCUGGAGCAAGACAGAUGCACCAUGCCCAGUCCACAGUCUUCCUUGCAAAUGUGUGUCUGCAAGUGGUACUGGGGAAGGCUAACCUCACCAAUGCUCACUGGCCCUUGAUUUUAUUGCCUGGUCACUUGGCUGAGAGCUUAACAGUUACCCAAAGACCAAGGUUUUCCAUGCAGAGCGAGAAUGUUAGACGUACGCUUUCCAUGACCAGCAUGUCAGUGGGAUGGACGGGGCAUCAGAUGGGUUCAUCCAACGCCAGUGCCGGGAAUUAGACGGUAGGGAAGUGCAGAAGGACACCUUGAUUCGCCCAUUAGCAAAUACCUCUGCAUCAACAGUGUAACGCGUCAUCUGUUCCAUCACCUGAGGCUCCAUCCGCAAUGAGUGCCACGGUUCCCCUGGUGCCCCAGUGACAAAGACAAUUCCCUUUAAAGAGGGUUUAGUAAACCCUAAUAUAUGCAAAGUGAUAGUGAACAAAAGGCCAUCUUGUUGACUAAUAAUAGGUGAUGACAGAUUCUGAUUUGGGUAUUGGAGAGCAACUGCUUUUUACUAAUAUUGGUUACAACACAUGUUACACGCUAUUCACCGUAUAUAUAUAUAUGUAUACGGUUUCUUUCUUUCCUGAAGAAGGUCAAAAUAUUUCAGUAUGGUGCUAGGAGUUUACCA